This is a messenger RNA of Schistocerca piceifrons (Central American locust), 2716 nucleotides long. Its product is annotated as aminopeptidase N-like. The transcript has 16 exons. The record is from RefSeq and is a predicted model, not a curated record. The coding region runs from base 1 to 2676 and encodes 891 amino acids. Gene Ontology annotation, cellular component: cytoplasm. Gene Ontology annotation, molecular function: metalloaminopeptidase activity; peptide binding; zinc ion binding. Gene Ontology annotation, biological process: proteolysis; peptide catabolic process. Lineage: Eukaryota; Metazoa; Arthropoda; Insecta; Orthoptera; Acrididae.
AUGAGGAGUGUGUGGUGUUUGGUGGUCCUGACGCUGCUGGUGACGGUGGCCCAUGGACAAGACGACCGCCUGCCGGGGGAGAGCCGACCCAGUUCCCAGAGGGUCGACAUCACGGUGUACCGGGAGAACGAGGGGGAGCGCAGCUUCACCUUCGAGGGCCAGACGAGCGUGACAGUGGAGGUGGUGCGUGACACGGCGCAGCUGGUGCUGCACGCCGCAGUCAACGUCUCUUCCCUCGCAGUUCGGUACCAAGUGGGCGAUGUCAUCGGUUCCAGCUACGAGCAGCCUCAAGACGGCAGUGACUUCUUGGUAGUGUCACUCCAAGAGCAGGUGGCAGAGGGCAGCCUUUUGGUGCUGGACAUCGUCUUCAGUGCCAACAUCGGCAACAGGGAGCCUGGCUUCUCUCGCUAUGACUAUCAGGGGCGGGACGGGCAAGCGGCCGUAUAUGCGACGCAGUUCAUGCCGAACUACGCGCGACGAGCGCUGCCGUGCUACGACGAACCAGCGCUGAAGGCGCGCUACCAGCUCAACAUGCGGACCAAACCCCACCUGUAUUUCGAUUCCAACACUCGGAACAGAGCCGAUGAAUACGUCGACGCUGAGGGUUUCCGCGGCUACUACUUCCAACAGACGCCGCCGAUCAGCGCCUACCAGCUGUCGUGGGUGCUGCACGACAUGGUUGGCUUGGUCUCGUCUGAGGACACCAGUACUGUCGUCUGGCAAGUGACCUCCAGAAGCGACCAGUUCGGAUACGCGAGCCACAUGGGACCGCGCUCUGUUGCAGCUAUGGAGCAGCUGGUGGGCGUGCCCUACGCAAAUUACGAUAUCGACAAGAUGGACCAUAUUGCCGUACCUGGAUAUAUAGAGGAAGGAGUGAGCUGCUUGGGUAUCAUCACAUACACGGAGAGCAGUGUGCUGGUGGACGAUGACUACACAUCGGAGGCGACCAAGGAGCGAGUGCUGGGCAUCAUGCAACACGAGGCGGCCCACCAGUGGUUUGGAGGCCUGGUUAGCCCCAGCUGGUGGAACGACCUCUGGCUGACCGAGGGCUUCGCCUCCUACUUCCAGUGGAUCGCCGCGGCUCUGGUGCAGCCCUCGUGGCAGCUGCGAGAGGUGUUCGUGGUGAACACUGUGCUGCAGGCCGCCAUGCCAGCAGACGUCGUCCCCGGUAGCUAUCCGCUCUCCAAGAGCCCCAACAUCUCUGUUGAGCAGGCCUUCGACGAGUACUUCGAGGAGAAAGGUGCAUCGAUUGUCUGGAUGAUAGAGAACAUCAUGGGAUCAGAAGCAUUCUACAGAGCACUCAACAAGUAUCUCACACAAAACAUGAACAUGGACGUGUGGGAGGAUCUGCUGUUGGCGGCCUUUGACUCUGAGUCACCUGCAUCUUCCCUGCCAGAUGGCGGCUCCCUGUCCUCUGUGAUGCUGCCGUGGCUACAGCAGAGCGGCUUCCCGUUCAUCUCCGUCUCCAGGAACUACUCCGACGGAUCAGCUGUCAUAUCACAGGCACCGUACCUGUCACAAGUGGACGCCGUGUGGCCAGUGCCCAUCAGCUACACGUCCCGCUCUGAGGCAAACUACUCAGCGACUGCCCCACGGCUCUGGAUGCUGGGCUCUGAGCUGGUGGUGCCGGCUGUGGCCCAGCCAGAUGACUGGCUACUCCUCAACAUGAAUGUGACUGGCUACUACCGGGUGAACUACGACGAGCAGAACUGGGCGCUGCUGACAGCGCAGCUGCUGCGUGACCCCCUGGUGAUACCAGCUGUGGUGCGCGCGCAGCUGCUGGACGACGCGGCCAGCCUGGCAGGGGCGGGCCAGCUGCUGCCCGCCGGCACGGCCCUACAGCUCGCCUCCUACCUGCGCCUCGAGUACGGCUACAUCCCGUGGAGGGCCGUCCCUGGCGUCUUGCGGAAUCUCGAGCUUCUGGUCGACGAAGACGUGGCCGAGGACUUCAAGGAGUUCGUACUGUCCCUGAUCCAUCACAUGGCGAUCCUGCUGCGCUACCACGAGCGACCUGGAGAGGACCACACGACUCGCAUUCUGCGGGCCGUCAUUGUCAGCAUCGCGUGCAACUAUGGUGAACCGUCGUGUCUCAGCUCCAUGUACGAGCAGUUGCAACACUUCAUGGCUGCACCUGGCAACUCCAGCAACCAGGUGGGACCAGACUUGAAACGAGUCGUCUACUGCUACGGUGCACAGCAAGGUGGGAAAAACGCGUACAAUUUCCUCAUGGACCUGUACCAGACUACCGACAUCGUCUCUGAGCUGAACGACAUCGUGCUCGGCGCCACCUGCUCACAGUUAGUCGACGGGCUACGGCUGCUGGAGCUGACCGCCACUGGAGCCAAGGGCGGCUUCCGGAGAGAACACCUCCAGUGGCUGUUGGAGGGUCUGCUGCAGCGCCGACACACCCUUCCAUCCGCUCUCCAGUUCCUCAGCCGUGGCGCAAAUCUCCUCUCCAGGCCAGGUGAGAAGCAGGCGGCCAGGAAGUUGCUGAGGCAGGCCAUACUGGAGAUGCGCGACGACCAACUGCUGGAGAAGGUGCAGCAGGCAGUCGUCGCCCUGGAGGACGAGUCGCUGGUUGCAGCCGCACAGUGGCGCCAUGACGUCAUCGCCAAUGGAGCAGCCGCACGCCGCGAUGCAGCUCGCUGGCUCAAAGGAAAACCAUGGCGCCUCUGAAAUGGGGGACGGUCUGAAUCCCUGUGCCAUGCAGUCUACA